Homarus americanus (American lobster) is the source of this 978-nucleotide messenger RNA. RefSeq lists its product as uncharacterized. Lineage: Eukaryota; Metazoa; Arthropoda; Malacostraca; Decapoda; Nephropidae. The transcript has 3 exons. The record is from RefSeq and is a predicted model, not a curated record. Bases 114 to 494 code for a protein of 126 amino acids.
UCGGGCAUAAAAGGGGCUAGCACACUGUCAGAGCAUCAGUUCCUCAAAGCCGCCACCAAGACGCGACCACCACACAUCACUUGGCUUCGUUGUCUAAUAUAAAUAACAGCAAGAUGGCCUUCGUUUCCUCCCGUGCCCUGCCCCGCGUCCUUAACCUCCACACAACUCUCACCCUCCGCCCACACGCCCGCACGCCCACCGCCCGGACCAUCACCAGCUUCCAAGGUCUUCAGGGACAACCUCAGCCCUGGUUGAUAACGAAAGUGGAGACGCAGGAGAAAUACACACCCACCUUCAUGGACCUCCACCUUGAGUCACUCUCUGUGUGGCACACUGAGGCCGAGGCCCUCCAACAGAUAAGAAUCCUCCCUACAGACGCCGAUGACACUCUUAAAGUGAGCUUCCGGGAUCAGGUCACCGAGAUGCUGGACGAGAUGGUUGAGGAAAACUUACUGGACGUCCGCCACGGCUGGAUGCACUCCACCAAGUUCUAGUGGCUUAGUUAUCUUUCUGCAACCGUUACUUAUUACCUGCCAAUGGACAGCCUCUACGGAUGGCAACGGGGCGCUGCCGCGCCUCUAACACUGACAAAUCAUCGUUGAUAAAAUUAUUCUGGUGAAGAUUUUUUUAUGUACUUGACAAGGGAGAAAAUAAUCCGGCUUCAAAAUAUAAUCUACAUGUUAAGGCUUACUAAACCAUGCGCACUGUUGUUAACAUUACUUCUACUAUCAUUGUUGUUAAUACUAGUGUACCGUUUAGACUACUACAAAUAUUCAUAUCUUUAUUAUUACUAUUCGCACUUUGUGAACCUUUACUGAAGUGAAGCUUUAUUAGCACAUUAAUCACGAAACUUAAAAUACAUAACAAUACUGUGUACAUACACUCAUUAUGACUGAAUCACUGAUGUACUUUCAAAUAUUUUGACUGUGACUGUGUCACUGAUGUAAAUAGUUUUAUUAAAUAAAUACUAGACAAAAA